AUGAAAUUCAGGUUCUCUACUGUGAAAACACCAACUGGUCGAUCAGGAUUAAAGUCGCCAGAUAAGCGGAAGACACUGGGUAUACUGGGUAUACGAUCUUGUGCUAACAAGUCAAUUGAAGCACUGAUAGGACAAAAUUAUGGAAGCGAUGUAGAAUUGGAAAUAGAUGAGACAGAAAAAUUGAGAUUGGACUUGGAUUUGGACCUGGACUUGGAGUCUGAUCGAAAGAGAGCUACAACAUCAGCUAAAAGGAAAGAAACGACAGAAAUGCUGGAUUUGGGUCUGGACUCAUCCGGCGAAGAGUACCAAGAAACCGGUACCCCUAGUAGAAUAAACAAGCCAAGUCUAAAUCAAGAGGAGUUACGCAAGCCAGCUAUGGCUAGUAGGAAAAAGCGAUCACCACUGAUACAAGUUCAAAACAUCUUCAAUUCCUUUGCAGGUCAAAUACUACAAUCGGCGACCACCAAUGACCCUAUUAUUAGUGGAAUCGAUAAUAUAGUGCCAACGAUCCAUGAGCCACACAUAUUUGACCCUCUACCGAUCCCAAAAAUUAAUAGUAAUGGUAACAUUGAUGACCCCGAGUUUCUUCAAACAUACAUGAAUGGCGAGGACCCUUCCAAAAUUAACAAUGAAAGGUUGGUAGAUGAACGCGCAUUCUCAUUGGAAGGACCUGAAGGCUAUUUCGAACAGCAGCAUGCAAGAUUCAGAAUCAAUGCAAAUUCCUUAAUUGCUCCUAAAUUGACUCGUGAUGAGUUUAACAAAGCGGUGCAACAAAAUGAAAUUACAAAAAUUUCGAGUCUUCUUCCACACAAAUACCUCUAUCACCAGUGGUGCUUUGAACUAUCACAAGGCUUCAACAUCAACUUCUACGGCGUCGGAUCGAAACUAUCCAUUAUCAAUGACUUUGCAGAAAACUACUUUGGUAUUUGGUGGACGGAAAACACUGAAGACCCACUCCCAAAAGUGUUUGUUGUCAAUGGUUAUAAUCCAAAUGUCGAUUUCAAAACAAUUGUCCUUGAAAUAGCUAAUGUUUUGGUAAAGGACAACACUGCCACAAAACUACCGAAACACGUUUCUGACACAGUGCCAUUCCUUGUAGACUACAUGGCAAAAGAACCCAUUACCCCAAGACUACUCCUCAUAGUGCACAAUAUCGACGGUGAGUCUCUCCGAUCAGAUAAAACCCAGGGACUAUUUUCACAAUUGGCGGCAAUCCCGCAAAUACUAGCAAUAACUUCCACGGACCAUAUCAACGCGCCACUCCUCUGGGACCUGUCGAAAUCAAAAAACUUGAAUUUAAUAUGGCACGAUUUAACUACAUACGCGCCAUACAUUGCAGAACUCUCGUUCAAGGAUAUCCUCAAUUUAGGAAAAUCGAAAAAGUUUGUUGGAAGUCUUGGUGCUAAAUUUGUUCUUAGAUCGUUAACUGAGAACCACCGCAACCUCUACCGCUUGCUCUUGGAAGGCCAGCUAAUCAGGAUGAAACCUAUUGCCGAUACAAGAGGUCUGGGGCUAAAGGGGGUGGUCAAAUUUGCAUUAGAAUUACGUUUACUCUAUAGUCUAUGUUUGGACGAGUUCAUAGUAUCCAACGAAGUCACAUUCAGAACUUUUCUCAAGGAGUACCUCGACCAUAAAAUGUGCCAGCUAGUCAAGGACUCUUCGGGCUUGGAACUAUUGUUUGUGCCAUUCACCUACAGCGAAAUGGAAACCCUAUAUAAAGAAGAAUUCGAGACAUAA
Messenger RNA from Lodderomyces oxycetoniae, 1737 nucleotides. RefSeq names its product origin recognition complex subunit 2. Lineage: Eukaryota; Fungi; Ascomycota; Pichiomycetes; Serinales; Debaryomycetaceae. Bases 1 to 1737 code for a protein of 578 amino acids. The transcript has a single exon. The record is from RefSeq and is a predicted model, not a curated record. Gene Ontology annotation, cellular component: nuclear origin of replication recognition complex; nucleus. Gene Ontology annotation, biological process: DNA replication. Gene Ontology annotation, molecular function: DNA replication origin binding.